Molecule: messenger RNA, 1155 nt
Organism: Telopea speciosissima
Lineage: Eukaryota; Viridiplantae; Streptophyta; Magnoliopsida; Proteales; Proteaceae
Product: zinc transporter 1-like
Exons: 3
Coding region: 52-1134 (360 amino acids)
Biological process (GO): zinc ion transmembrane transport
Cellular component (GO): plasma membrane
Molecular function (GO): zinc ion transmembrane transporter activity
Source: RefSeq, a predicted model, not a curated record
AGUCACAAACACCUACAAACUUCUUUCUUCUUGAUCUUUUCCUUCACUUCCAUGGUCUCCAACAUGACAAAGCUUCAACUUUAUUCACUUAAUGCUUUAACAAUCUUGUCCCUUCUUCUACUCCUCCCUGUUUUAGUCUCUUGUGACUGUAAAUGUGAUGCUGCAGAAGACAAGAGACACAAUAAGGCUGAGGCUCUUAAAUAUAAGAUUGGAGCCAUUGCUUCUAUUCUGAUUGCCAGUGGGAUUGGGGUUUGUAUUCCCAUCCUUGCAAAUAAAUUUCAGGUUUUUCGGCCAGAGAAUGAUGUUUUCUUCAUAAUCAAAGCUUUUGCAGCGGGUGUGAUCCUAUCAACCGGUUUCGUACAUAUAUUACCUGAUGGAUUUGAUAAGUUAAGGUCUCCAUGCCUUAAUCAGAAUGUGUGGAAAUUCCCAUUCACAGGUUUCAUUGCAAUGAUGUCGGCAAUUGGGACUUUGAUGGUAGACACUUUUGCAACUAUUUUCUAUAAGAGAUUGCACUUUAACAAGGCUCAACCUGUGACAGAAGAUGAAGAGAAGGCUGGAGAACAUUCAGAUCACCUUCAUGUUCAUACACAUGCCAUAAAUGGCCAUUCACAUGGCUCAACCUCGGUUAGUGAAGGUUCAGUUAGAUCAGAACUUAUUCGCCAUCGCAUAGUAUCACAGGUUUUGGAACUCGGAAUUGUGGUUCACUCUCUAAUCAUAGGGGUUUCACUUGGUGCUUCCAGAAAUCCACAGACAAUAAAACCUCUGUUUGUAGCCUUGACAUUCCACCAGUUCUUUGAAGGCAUGGGACUUGGUGGGUGCAUCUCUCAGGCAAGAUUCGGAAGUCGACCUGUGGCAGCAAUGGCACUCUUUUUCUCCCUUACUACCCCAGUUGGAAUUAUCUUGGGGAUUGGAAUAACAAAUACUUACAAUGAGAACAGCCUAAAAGCUCUUGUCAUUGAAGGUGUUCUUGAUUCUGCUGCAGCUGGGAUUUUGAUUUAUAUGGCGCUCGUAGAUCUAUUAGCAGCUGAUUUUAUGAACUCUAGGAUGCAAAACAAUUGGAGGCUUCAGUUUGGAGCAAAUAUCUCACUUCUUCUUGGGACUGGUUGUAUGUCCAUCUUGGCCAAAUGGGCUUAAAAUUGCCAUUAUAGGUUUUGU